This is a messenger RNA of Leishmania mexicana MHOM/GT/2001/U1103, 924 nucleotides long. RefSeq lists its product as hypothetical. The record is from RefSeq and is a predicted model, not a curated record. The transcript has a single exon. Lineage: Eukaryota; Euglenozoa; Kinetoplastea; Trypanosomatida; Trypanosomatidae. Bases 1 to 924 code for a protein of 307 amino acids.
AUGCGAUCCUUUUCCAUCCUGUCCCGCGGUGGGUUCGGCAGCGGUGGACCAGCCGCUGCCGCUAUGGCGGUCGCUGCAGGCGCGCCGGCAUCAGCAACGAUAGGCUACUCAGCUUGUGCGAUGCGCUGGCAGUCCUCGCGGUCCUACAACCGCUCCUCUGGCGGUGGUAGAGGAAGCGGCAGUAGCUCUGGGCCGCCUGCGGGUUCUCGUGGCACAGGCGGCUUCGGCAGCCCGCGAGCGCCGCCCGGCCCUGUCCCAGGCGCGAUGAUGAACAGCACAGGUGACGGCGAGCUAAGCGCUGAAACCCGCGCCGCCCUCCGUGACGACUCGAUUGUGAUGACCGAAGUGGUCAAGCAUAUACCGCCCACGGGAGCUAUCUCCAUCAAGUCCCUCUUCUCUGCCAUUGACGAGAACAUACAAGAAGCGCUCAGCGAGCGGCACGGUGGGCUGCGGGGCUUCCUCGAACAACGCAAGCAGUUCUUUGUUCUACACAACAACCCCGAGGACGGCGUCCUCUACGUGAUUGGCAACCCCAUCGUCAUUCAGCAGUACGCCACACGCGAUGCGCAGCGCAAAACAAUGCGUCGGAUGAUGGGGCUCGACGACGCCGACCGCCAGCAGCAGCAGCGUCGUCCGGGAGGCAGCUUUUGGAGCAACCGCGGACGUGGCGGCCGUGGUGGUGGCGACCGCCGGCAUCAGGGUCCCCCAUCGUCCUCAGGGCCUUCACGGCCUCCCCCGCAGCAGUACCGCAACGAGGGCGGCAGCGGAUACUAUGGAGGAGGAGAUGGGCGCCGCGGUCCCCCACCGCAGCGCGAUGAUCGCCGCGGAUACGGCGGCAGCAAUGGAAGUCGCGGAGGCGGUGAUGGUGCACCCCGUCGAGGCGGGCCGAUGGGUAGUCGCAAUCAGUCCUUCGGCACUCGCUAG